AUGGAUGCAGGUGGUUGUCAGAUGAACGGAGGAGGUGGUGGCGGCGCGGGAGAUACGCAAGGAUCCGGACCCGAGCACGGAUUAAUCACGCUGGAAGAUCUCGACUCGUUCGCGGAGAACCAGCGGUCAGACUCGGAAGCAGGCAGCCUAGAGGAGACGGACAUGACGGACGAUGAUGAGCAGGAGAGAUUGUUACGUUACUGGCAGGACGUAGCCAGAGGACAUCGGGUCGAAGUGCCCAGAGAUAUGGCAGAACCCAUUCAACAACUAACCACCAAUAAUAACGGCACACACCAGCGGGAAACGGUUCCCUUCACGCUCAUCACGCGCAAGGAGAAGUGCGGGGACGUACUUUAUGAGAAGCGGCGUUACGACAAGGCACACUGGGCCUGCAUCACAGUGGAGGAGGAAACGUACGAACAGAGCUUCUGCUACGGCUUUAUGAAGAUCAUGAAGUACAUCUGCCAGCAGAAUUCUUUAGGCAGUUAUCUGGGCAUGACCAUACCUAUCCUGACCGUGGUGCGACCAGAGGGGACGAACACCGGCCUGUCAAGAGUGGUCACCGUCGCGUAUUUCCUGCCCUCGAACCACCAGGCUCAGCCUCCAACACCCCACGAUCCCGGCAUAACGACUGAAGUGUGGCCGGCCACCACGGUCUACAGCAGGGCAUUUACGGGCACUACGAACGAGACCACGCUCAUCAGUCAGAUCAACACCCUGGCAGAGCUGCUGGAUUCUCCCGGCCUGUACGUGAGCGAUUCCUUCAUCAUGGCUGGAUACAGCAACCCUGCAGCCGCGCUCCGGAAUAACGAGAUGUGGUUUAUCGAGAGGCCGUGAGGGCUUUCCUGGUUCACGCCCUGCCUGAACCUCAACGAAUCACCUUUAUUAGACUUUAACUAACCAUGCACAUUAUUUUACCUUCAUUCAUACCUACAUUCACAUUUA
Molecule: messenger RNA, 945 nt
Organism: Trichomycterus rosablanca
Lineage: Eukaryota; Metazoa; Chordata; Actinopteri; Siluriformes; Trichomycteridae
Gene: soul3
Product: heme-binding protein soul3
Exons: 5
Coding region: 1-837 (278 amino acids)
Molecular function (GO): heme binding
Source: RefSeq, a predicted model, not a curated record